This is a messenger RNA of Selaginella moellendorffii, 1594 nucleotides long. RefSeq lists its product as uncharacterized. The coding region runs from base 178 to 1500 and encodes 440 amino acids. The record is from RefSeq and is a predicted model, not a curated record. The transcript has 3 exons. NCBI's taxonomy places the organism in Eukaryota, Viridiplantae, Streptophyta, Lycopodiopsida, Selaginellales, Selaginellaceae.
GUGGCGAGCGCGGCGAGCAUGCGAGAUUGAUUCUCACUCCUCCACUCUUCUCGAUCCUCUCUGCAUGGAUUGAAAAUCUCUCUCUCCGAUCGCCGCGGCUCUCAUCUCCGCGAGAAAUAUUUCGGCCGGGAUCGCGGGUCUUUUUCUUGCUCGAUCUCGGAAUCCCGGGCGGCGGCGAUGGCUUCCCAGGUCGCUGUGAAGAACGCGCUGGUGAAAGGCGCGCUGGUGGAAUGGGAGCGCGGCAAUAGCAAAUGGGGGCUGUGGGAACAGCUCCGGUUCAUGGCGAUGAUCGUGCUGUGGGUUGCGGCAUGGAUCGCGAGGGCGCUGCUUGUCUUCUUGCCGCAGCAUUUGCCGACAGCAGGGAUUCUUGGCGUGAUCGAUAGCGUGAGCAAGACAACGGGCAGUAUUUUUCCUGUUUCGGCCGAGGACGAGGAUGGAUCGAAUCGGCGGACUGUGUGGUCCGGCCAGGCAGGCGGCCUGGCCAAGUGUGCCAUCGGCCGCGCGCUCUCCCAGGUCCUAGAGCUUGUCAACGACAUACCAGCAUCGUCCCGGAAGUAUGAAUUCGCUCGAUCACUCGCAGAUAAAAUGAUGUACGACAACGUCGAGCAAGGUGGCCAGUCUCUGCGCGAAGUGAACAGGAUGGCUCUCGAGACCGGCUUCUUGCGAACAGUCUACAUGCUGGCGAGUUCUCUCGAGGGCUUGCACAGGCAGCAGCAGGUCGAGGCGUGGGGAUGGCCGUGGAAGAUGAUCAAAGGACUGCCCAUGGGUGCGGCUUCGCUCUCGUGCCAGUUUGUGCCGGUGCUCGCGACUCUGCGGAACAGGAUUGGCAGCGUGAUGCAGUCGCAGUGCAUGCAGAUGAUGGCUCCUCCGCCGUGUCCAAGCGCGGAAGACAGCGAGAUGGCGGAGAAGCUUGCGCAGGAGCUGCUGUGGAUGUCGCAGAGGCUGAAAGAGAACAACGGUUUGGAAGUGGCCAUCUUGCACUGGAGCUCGGCGGCGGGGCUCGCUGGGCAGUCGGUUUGUGCCAAUCUCAGAGUUCAAAGGCUGCUUGUCAAGCUCUCAGCUUUCUUGUGCUCGGGACUGAUCGCCUCCGAAGUGGAGCCACCGUCGGAAGUAACACUCAAGCUGCUACUCCUGUGGCUGCCACUCUUUUGCCGCUCCACGCACGGAAUCGACGCCACCAUGUUCACCUCCGCCGAGAAGCACGAAGCCGAGCGAGUGCUGGAGCGGACCAUCAAGCUCCUCCCCGACGCUCAGCAAGAGCUCGUCCUGGCUCUCUGGCUCAACGAGUUCGUCCACUCCUCCUCGAACUGGCCCAACCUGGAAGGCUGCUACGACGCUUGGUGCUACGCCACUCGCAAGCUCAACUAUGCUCCAAUCGAGGAUGGCUAUGACGACGAUCAAGGUGGUCUCAUCAUCGAGGAGGAGGACGCUGCUAGCGAUCGAGACAACAAGAUCAAAGCUAUCAAAGCCAUCGACAGCAGCGCCGCGAAGGUCGAUUGAAAAUGGAAGAAAACUAUAGAUUGAUUAAAGGAGAGGAAAUAGUUUAGUUUGUGCAUUAAGAAAGCUUUGUUAAUAAAUAAGCAAGUUAUAGAUA